Molecule: messenger RNA, 1513 nt
Organism: Tetrahymena thermophila SB210
Lineage: Eukaryota; Ciliophora; Oligohymenophorea; Hymenostomatida; Tetrahymenidae
Product: 50S ribosomal protein L4
Exons: 6
Biological process (GO): translation
Cellular component (GO): ribosome
Molecular function (GO): structural constituent of ribosome
Source: RefSeq, a predicted model, not a curated record
UAAUGAAAGCUCAUUUAAUUUGAGCACUAUUAUCAUAAUUAAUUAUUAUCAAUAUAAUAUCUUCUCCUUUUAAUUUAGUGCAAUAACAACAAGAAAGAGAGAAAAAUAUCAAUAGAAAGAAAAAGAAAAAAGAGGAAAGCAUAAGAAAUAUCCAUAUCAAUUUCAAAUGUUUUUAUUAUAAAGAACUUUUAAAUCUCUUUCAUGUUUAAGCUAAGUGAAGAGAGCUUUUUCAAUUACAAAUUAUUCUAUUAAGCCAGUAAAAUAUGAGCUAAAAAUUAAUGAGUAGCCUGGAAAAAUGCCUAUCUUAGUUCGUAAACCUGAUGAAAUUUUAGUUAAACAAUGGUGGUCUCAAUCUCCUUUCGAAAAAACUUAGCCUUUACGUGUUCCUGUUUUGAAAUUUUUGGCAGAAAAUGGAUAAGCUUACACUGGAAAAACUGUAGAUUUGGAUCACGAUAUAUUCAACGUUCCUUUACGUAGAGAUAUAGUUCAUUCUUAUGUAUUAUGGCGUCAAAAUAGAGAUGAAAUCAAAACACAUAUAACAAAAACCAAAGGAACUGUUUCAGGUUCUGGCAAGAAACCUUAUGCACAAAAAGGUACUGGUAAAGCUCGUAUGGGUAAUAAGCGUGCCCCUGGUAGAAAGAAAGGUGGUAAGGCUCACGGUGCUAAACCCAGAAUUUUAAGAUAUCCUCUUAACAAAAAGAUUAGAUUAUAAGCUUUGAAGGUUGUUUUAAGUGCUAAAUUAGCUGAAGGUAAGCUUCGUAUAAUUGAAACUGAGUAAGUUGAUGAACCAAAAACAAGAGCUAUUGCUAAAAUGUUAGAAAAAAUGGAUAAGCGCUCCAGAAUUUUAAUAGUACAUCCCUACCAAAUUGAUACAAACUUCGAAUUAGCUCAUCAAAAUAUUUAAAAGUUGCAAUCUUGCUAUCCAAAUGAAUUAAGUGUGUUAAAGGUGUUAACAAACGAUAGAGUUUUCAUAACUUUGGAGGCAUUAAGAUAAUUAACUUAGGAAUUAUAAGAUAGAACUUUUAGAAAUUACAGAAUGAAGCAUGUUGAAAGAGGAGUUACUGAAAGUGAAGCUGAAAGAGAAUAGGUAUGGCCUACUCCUAAGUAAUAAGAUACUAAGGUAAUUUACGAUCCUACUAAGCCUCUUCAAUUUAAGUUUAAGAUUUUGCAAGACUACUACGAAUAAUACGAAAAGCUUAAGGAAAAUGGGGAAAUUUAAAAAUACAGAGAAAAUAUUGAAUGAAAAAGUUGAACUAAUUUGUUAAAAUUUAUUACAAUAGGUGCUCAGAUAUUACUUUUUUGUUGAUUUUCUUUCAUAAAAGUAUCGAUCAAUAAAUCAAUCAUGCAAAGCAUUUUAUAAGAUUAAAGAUUAUGCUUGCUCAUACAUAAUUUAUAAAAUAAUAUUUAAACAAAGCAAAAAUAUAUUUAAUUUGAAUAAAAAAUUAGAUAGUAAAAUGUAUAAAAUAAAUAUUGGUAGUUAAUUAGUUUAAUUUUUAAUUCACUCAUUUAUCUA